Molecule: messenger RNA, 11207 nt
Organism: Chroicocephalus ridibundus (black-headed gull)
Lineage: Eukaryota; Metazoa; Chordata; Aves; Charadriiformes; Laridae
Product: connector enhancer of kinase suppressor of ras 2-like
Exons: 24
Coding region: 194-3382 (1062 amino acids)
Biological process (GO): regulation of signal transduction
Cellular component (GO): cytoplasm; membrane
Molecular function (GO): protein binding
Source: RefSeq, a predicted model, not a curated record
GGUGCCAGCGCUGAUCAAGCAGUGUAAUUUUAUACAUUACUGAAUCAGUGCAGGAGAAACCUGGAGGGACAAAGCAUCAUCUUCUCUUUGGACUGCACUGUAAAAUCCUACAGCUCUCUUAGCCCAGCCAUGCUCUGAUACAUUUUUUUUUCUCUCCUUUUUCUGAUUUUGGUGUGAAUGAUAAAGUGAUCUGAUGAUGGCUCUUGUUAUGGAACCUAUUAGCAAGUGGACGCCCAAGCAAGUAGUGGAUUGGAUGAAAGGCCUUGAUGAUUGCCUCCAACAAUACAUAAAAAAUUUUGAAAGAGAAAAGAUCAAUGGCGAACAGCUGCUACACAUCACUCACCAAGAGCUUGAGGAAUUGGGAGUCACUCGCAUUGGCCACCAAGAACUGAUACUGGAAGCAGUUGAUCUGCUCUGUGCGUUGAAUUAUGGUUUGGAGACCGAAAACCUGAGAACUCUGUCUCACAAGCUGAAUGCGUCAGCCAAAAAUCUUCAGAACUUUAUCACGGGUAGAAGGAGGAGUGGCCAUUAUGAUGGCAGGGCCUCCAGACGCCUACCAAAUGAUUUUCUUACCUCUGUAGUUGACCUGAUUGGUGCUGCCAAGAACUUACUAGCCUGGCUGGACAGGUCUCCAUUUGUCAGCGUGACGGAAUACUCACUGCUGAAAAACAACAUUGUUCAACUGUGCCUGGAACUAACAACCAUUGUGCAACAGGAUUGUACAGUGUAUGAAACAGAAAAUAAAAUUCUUCAUGUGUGUAAAACCUUGUCUGGGAUUUGUGACCACAUCAUUUCGCUCUCAUCUGAUUCUCUGGUGUCACAGUCAGCACAUCUUGAGGUAGUUCAUCUCACCAGCAUUAUGCCCAGUGAGGGUUUGGGAAUGUAUAUCAAAUCAACAUAUGAUGGACUACAUGUAAUCACAGGAACAACUGAAAAUUCUCCUGCUGACCAGUGUAAGAAAAUCCAUGCUGGUGAUGAAGUGAUACAGGUUAACCAUCAAACUGUGGUUGGCUGGCAGUUAAAGAACUUAGUAAAUGCAUUGCGGGAAGACCCAAAUGGAGUGAUUUUAACCUUGAAAAAACGUCCGCAGAAUACCCUGGUGUCUGCCCCAGCCCUUCUGAAGAACGUGAGGUGGAAGCCUCUUGCACUUCAGCCUGUAAUUCCAACCAGUCCAACAAGCAGCUCCACAACACCAACAAGUACAAUGGGCAUAUCCUCAAAAAUGGAGAACUCUGCACUCCAGGAUGUUUUCAUUCUGUCUCCUAUGUCAGGACUUUAUGGCCCCAGGGAUGAAAUUGGAAUAAUGUCUUGUGAUGACAUCAGCAAAUUUGGAAAACCUGGAAUGAAAGGCUCUGAGUCUCCAAGCUAUUUUCUGGAGCAUGAAAGUGGGAAAUACUACACCUUAAUUGAAGGUGAAGGCCCCCCUGUGGGCUCUGAGUAUGAGAGAAGCAGAGCUACAGGAGUGAGGAGAAGAGAAAAAACACCCACUCAUGAUCUAAGGCCUGUUUCUAUGCCUGCUGAGUACAGUUGGAUAGGGGAGUCAAAAGACCAAAACAUGUACAAGAGGGGAAGCAGAGACUCUGAGAAUUCACUCCUGCGGUAUCUGAGUGAUGACAAGAUACUGGUUAUCCAAGAAGAGCCUUUGACACAAAAAGAUAACAAAAGGGACACGGGUCGUAGGUCAAGAAAAAAGGGCAAAAACACAAGCAGUCCAAACUACCCAAUUAGUCCACCUGUGUUGACAUCUACUAUUAACGUUAGGCUUGAACCUGGACAGCAAGAUGUCUUGAAUUUCUCACUAGCAGAAAACAACACAGUUCCACUUUAUCACAGAGCAGGGGACACAGUCAGUGGAGAUACUGAAAGAUAUGCUAGUUCUGCCAUUGACCGCCAAGGAAGCACAUCCAUGAGGAAGUCAUUCCAUUACGCUUCCCUCAGGGUAAAAAGCAGAAAAUGGUCAAAAGGGAGCUCUCUAACGAGUGGGAGCAGAAGACGGAUUUCCUGCAAAGACUUGGGGCACGGAGAUUGUGAAGGCUGGCUAUGGAAGAAAAAGGAUGCCAAAGGUUAUUUCACACAGAAAUGGAAGAAGUACUGGUUUAUUCUGAAGGAUUCGUCCUUGUACUGGUACACAAACCAGAAUGAUGAAAAAGCAGAAGGAUUCAUUAGUUUACCUGAGUUCAGAAUAGAUAGAGCAAUUGAAUGCAGAAGAAAACAUGCCUUCAAAGCAUGCCACCCCAAAAUAAAAAGCUUCUACUUUGCAACAGACUGCCUUGAAGAAAUGAAUAGGUGGAUGAAUCGUUUGGGGCUCGCAGCAAUUGGUUACACCCCUGAUGACAAGGAUAUUCAUCCAGAUGAAGCAGAUUACUGGAGCGAAAGCGACCAGGAUGACAUCGAUGGCUCUUUAACCCUAAAGCAGGAAGGCUCUUCAACACUGUGUGACACCUAUCAUCGAACACCCUCAGUGAAUUCUUCAAGUCCAUUCCCUGAAGCCAAACACAGUCGACACUUUUCAAGUGAAUCAACAUAUUCUCAUUCUUCUGCUGAGGAUUCUCGACAAGAUGUAGCAGGAAGCACACACUCAUCAGGAUGCAGACCUCCCUACCGAGAAAGACGCUCGUGGCAGGAUCUGAUAGAGACUCCGCUAACCAGUUCAGGGCUCCAUUUUCUUCAGACUGUUCCUCCUGAUGCAGAGUACAUGAGUGGCCAGCCUGGAAUGUCACCGGACAAACGAAGACAAGCAACGCUACCAGUACAAAGGCGUCAUAAUUAUGAGCAGGAUGGGCCUUUCCCUUUGGUGGAAUGUCAAAGGGGACAUAGCUCUCAUAGCAGGCCACAGAAGCAACGUAGUCAAAGUCUUCCCCGAAACAGAGAUGUCAGGGCCAAGGGACGCAUACAGUCCAUAGAAGGAACAGACGACAGGCUAGAAGAGAAAGUUCCUAUUAGAAGGCAUAAUAGUUUCUGUGCAGAAGAAAACAUAAAAGAUGGAGAAAAUACUGAUGGUCUGCAAGAGCUAUACAAAUCUCUGGAACAAGCUAGUUUGUCAGCCUUUGGAGAGCAGCGUCCUUCCACCAAGCAGGAGUUCCGCAGGUCUUUUGUAAAGCGAUGUAAUGAUCCAGUUAUCAAUGAAAAGCUUCACCACAUCAGAGUUCUUAAGAGCACUUUAAAAGCGAAGGAAGGGGACCUCACAGUUAUCAACAGCCUUCUGGAUGAUCCCAACUUAACAUCAAAGAAGUUUAAAGAUUGGAAACUAAAGAACUAUGAGUUUUUCCUGGACAUUUGUGAGUACAGUGCUGCUGUGAAAUCUCAAAAUGGAGCCUCUGAACUUGCAACCUCAGCACCAAUGCUGACGCAUACACACUCAUUCAUUGAAACUCACGUGUGACAGGACUCAUAUCCUGAAUAAUUGCUGGGUGCCAUGAAAAAUCGAGUAAGACAAACACUGUAAUAUUUAUUGCUAUUGUACUCAGCAGUACUGUAAAUAAGUUGGAUAAGAGGAUAGUGCCACAGGAUGCCUACUACAUUGCAUGAUAAGACAACAAUAUUCUUUAUGAAUUUUUCUUUGUUUGCUAUUAUCAACUGACAUCCGUAUCAAGCUCUGCAUUAGAAAGAAGCAGUGCAGAAGUGUAACUGAAAAGAAAUACCAGUAUAUUUAAAGUACUGUACUAAAACUAAGCUUACAUUAUGAGCUCCUACAAUCAUUUUAUAUAUUUAGAUAGGUAUAAAGACAUAUCUAUGUAUAUAAAAUGUAACACGGUAGUUGACAUUUACUUUUAAAAUGCCCUAAAGCUCACAUUUUUUUCUUGAGAAAAAUAUAAAAUGAAAACAUAAAUACAUUGGCCACUCUUAGAGAUGAACGUUUAUUUUUGCAACAUUUCCAGGUAGUGACCAUCUUUGCAAAUAGAAGGACAGAGUUAUCAAAAUGUAAACUCAAUCCCUAUAGUGUGCCUUAAAAUGUACACUGUACAUCUAGCAAAUAGAUCCCAAUCUGGCCCUAUGGGCAUACUGUACAUGCCAUUUAGAUACUGUGUUUGUAACAUACUGUGCCUGCCUUUGAAGUGAAUGAACAUAAGCAAGUAGGCAUGGCACAGGGGUUAAGAUAUGAGUAGAACAAUGUUGGUUGUUCACUAAUGCUGCAACUUAAACUGAUUUUAAUAUAAUUUGAAGUAUUUCAUGGUGAAAGAAAAACAUCUGCGCUGAAUAUGGUACAUACUGCAGGUUUUCAUAUUUUCUUCACUGUGAAUUUAAGUGACACAUGACUGUGAGUCACAAAAUUCAAAAAAGCUCUGAUGCUUCAAGGAUGAGAAUUAAGUUGAAAAAAGUCCUGAACUAAUCAAUUAAAUUCUAUAACAGACUGACAUCAAGAGCUGAGUAAAUUAUUCAAAAUUAUAUAAUGUCUGGCAAUAAUUUUUAACUGUUAGUAGUACAUUAGCAAGUGGGUGAAGUUAUUCAAUACAUCAUUUGAAAACCAAUCUGUAUUGAUUGGUUUGGGAAGACACACAAGUCACAUAGUGUAUUUCACUUCCUUGCCUGGAUGAGAAUGAUUUCUAAGAAUCAGAUUUUGGAGAAAAUACUUGUAUUCUUGGAAAAAAAAAAAAAAGAUUGCUCUGAAUGGUAGUGAAUAUAAAUUUCAAACACCCAUUCACAAUUUUCUUUGUCUCUGCUUGCUAGAAUAUUUCUAGAAAGCAGAACAAAGGGGAUGUGAAUACAGUUGAGGUCAUUUCACUUAAACACAGAUAUUCACUGAUAAUUUUUUCACAAGGUAAACCUUGUCAUCUCUCAUACAUCAAGAACUGUAGAAUUCAUACAGUUCAAUACAACAUAAGAAAAAACGUUAUCUCAAUGAGGUCCUAGUGUCAGGAAGAGAUUCAAUGAUUCCCAAAGCCAGAACUGGGAGAAGGCAUGCUGUUUGUUUAGCUCAGUCUGCCACCCCUGCAGCCUCCCGGCUGCCAAAACCUUGCCAUGGAAACCCAAUAUAGCAGCGGAAGAAACACAAUUCAGGUUUGGUUUUUUACACGCCUUUGCACUGGCAUUUCUUUGAACCACAGUAGAUGCAGUGAUUAAACAAAGAGUCUAUACCAAUAUAAGAUGUUAUUAGUAGAGAAGUAUUACUGAGAGCUGGUUUGAGUUCUUUGCAUCACACAUUUGGAUAGACAAUUGCAUCACAGCGAUUGAGUGACAGCAUCAUUGCAACAAUUGCAUAACAACAUUUGGAUAGACAUACAACAUGAAAGUAUGUUUGGCCUGCUUCAACAAAGUAAUCAACUCUGUAAUUAAGAAUCACUGAAGACAGUGGAUCCUUAAAUGCAGGCACUGGUGCUUAAUCAUGUUUCCAUUGAAGUAAAGAGCAAAACUCCAGUGACUUCAGAGGACCAGGAUCAUGUUGUGAGUGUUUUGCUUGAAUAUUAAACAUGCACUUCACCCUCUGUCUAAGCACCUGAGGGAAUAAAAAAGAAACGGGAAAUAGAGAACAACAAUUUGCCACCACAGGUUUCACCAAUAUUGGAGUUCCAGUAUUCAUGCAAAACGUAGAAAUGGAUUGAAAUGUAUUUACUAUGGGAACAUUGUGGUUACUGGACAACUGAGUAGUGGAAGCAUUAACAGAGAGAAUUUGCCUAGCCUUUUUUCAUAUCAUAUCUCUAAAAGUUCUAUAGUUCACUAUUUUUUAAUACUAUCCUUCAUAUUAUGUAGGAGAAAUAUUAUGCAGUGGAGCAAGCAACAGGGUAAAUUAUAGACACCAUUUAGAAACGAGUCCAAGCUGUAUGUGCAAGCAGGGAUAGAUGGUCACAGAAUUGGUUAAAUAUUCAUAUGAAUAUAUAUUCAUAAAGAAAUUUAAACACACCUUUUGUUUCAAACCCAAAAGAUGGUUUGUGUUUUCAUAAUAAAAAGAUCUAUAUCAUUUUAAAAUAGCUUUCAAAAAGGAUUUCAAGUGGCAUUGUAUUAUAAUUCAAGACAGAAAUGACAAUUGUCCACUGAGCACCUUUUUUCCACCUUUUCUGAAAUUCUCAGUCAUGCAUGUCUGUUCUGCUUUUGGAGAGCAGUUCUCAUCAAACAUGAUUUGCACUGAAUAGUCAAGAUAAAUUAUCCAAGAGAUUGAUAUGGUGAACUGAGAUACACAGGAGAGAUUUCCUAUAAUGGGGUUAUGAUUAACUGGGAGAAAAGUUUGAAAGAUGUAUCUAGCAUUACUUAUGCCUUAGAGUAAGCAAAAUCUAAUUGUUACAUUAAGCAAUACAAAGACUUUAUUCUUUCACAAACAUCAGCUGGCAUUUGGAAGUCAUUUCACAAGAAUUUUGUCAUACUUUUUGCAUGCAUACUCAACUCCAUGCUACAGCCCUUCCCUCUCCACCACUAGCUUCUUCUUUCUGGAUGUAGGUACUAAUCUAGCUAUACUAUAGAAAGGAAUGUACGAAGUCACCAUAGCACAAUUAUUUGGAAUUUCACGAUCUUUCAAAUAACUGGAAGGCAAAGUGCAGUACUGAUAUUGUAUUUAAAAAUCCAUGCACCAAAUCCUGUUUACGUAUUAAAAUACAUAAAAUUCUACUGGACCAAAAGGUACUUAAACACACACUACAAUGCAGCUGAAAUUAUUAUGGUAGUUUUGAUCCCAUAUUUUUAAUGAGAACAAGAAAAAAUUCUUUGUCGUUGAGUUCAUCAAGGAAAAGAAACAGCACCAGUAUAAUGUGUUACUUAACUAAUUAGAUUUCCCGCCUGGAUGUUUAGAUAAAACUUGGUUCUUAACAUACACAAUUACACAAAGAGAUCGUUUGAAUGUGUUUUAUUUUUCCAGAUCUCAUUAAAGUUAGUGUCUUCGUUCAGAAUUCCUGCAGGUAAAAUGUCCCUCAGCCAGCAGACUUUCUCUGUGACUCCACAAGCUUAGUCUGUUUGUUACAGAAAACUGAGACCUUUUUCUUAGUUUCAUUAAGUGAAAACUGUCCUGAGCUUAUUCUAAUUAAUACGAACAAAAAUCAGAGGAGGACGUUCUCACCAGUCUGUAUGUCCGCAUUCUUUAAUACAAAUAAGGCAGAAAUCCUGGGCCCACACUGUGACAACACGGGUAGGAUUGCAUUUGCCCUCACAGUGAUCAGCCUGCGUAGGAUUGUACAGGACGUCUCUACCCCCUACAACACAGGCAGCUGCUUCACCUCAUCGGCAAAACCCACCCUGCUCUUUCAUCAGCUUCUGGUACAGUUCUGCUUUCUCAAGCACAUCGUGAGCACUUUGUGAACUGCUUUAGCACCAUAAGGAAAGACUGAUCAGUUGCUACUAAAACAUGUUGGUGGAUGAGAUUUUCCAUCUUUUCCAAGCAGGGAAUUCUGAAUAUAAGUCAGUUAAUAUUCAGAUCUAAACUGCUGUCUUUUAAUAUAGAAAUGUGGUGCACCACUUGCUUUUUCCAAGGAAAAAGAACUGAGUGUUGCAGAGAAUUGCUAGAUGUGUAUGGCCACUUAACUUUAUUCUUACUGUUUUCAGCAGUUAUAGCCUUCCAGGCCAAAAUACUCGCUCUCUGAUCCAAGGUUUUGUGAAGGACAGUGAAGGUACCUUUGAAGGGGUUACUUUACAGAGGCAUUGGGAAGUGCUCAGCCUGUUCAAGAGUUGUAGAAUUCUACCUUAGAGUAUUUCACUUUGAAUGUUAACAGACUUCAGGAAGAGAAAUGAAGAAUCUGGUAGAAAUUGUUUAACUUAACACAAAUCUGAGGAGAACAAAGAAAAUUCUUGUAUCUCUUGUUUUUGUCUCAAGUAAUACAAAUCAGACCUAAGCCCAUCACAUACCUUAUUCCCCAUAGUCUUUCAGCAUGUAGUCUUACUUGUCUUCCAAAUUAAUAAAAGCACCCUUUUCCACAAAAAACUAGUGGUACUUAUGACCAAGGUGAUAAAUCUGGGGGCUGUUAACAUCCUGGGAAACCUUGGCUGUUGGCCCCUUGAGGUGGGACAGCUCGGCCAGGCAGAGCUAUUUUGUGAUAUUUCACCAGCGGUUUGGACAAACUCUUCAUGCAACUGGGGCCAAAGAGCUUCGAAGGUGGGUUAUUUAAAACAGCUCUUGGCUAAGGCAAGAUGCAGCACAACUGAUCAACAAAAGUUAAGCUCCACCUGCAAUGCCUGCCAGCUGCCCCCAAAUCUGUAAUACAAAGGAUGCCUACCAUACAGUUUUAUUUCCAGUUCAAACACUAAAUGCGUUUUCAUAAGCAAGUCUUGUAUCUCUACAGAGAUUCUGACUACUCUCUCUGGACCCAAUCCUGGAGAGAUUCCUUAAGAAAGAGAGCACAGGUCUCUUCAUAUUACUGGGCCUCAUCCUGAAAAUACCAUUUAUAGUACACCCAAGUUCCUGUAGUGUAACGUUAGAGAAACAAGUGGUAACGAGAAACAGGUGGUAACUUGGUCUCAUAAAGGAUUUUUAAUUUCUCCUUAGUUUUCCCGAUAGGGAAAUGGUGCAUUUCCAGGGAAGGCAGAAGGGCACAGGUUAUAGCAAUGCCUUUUCGCUUGGAGUAUAGGUUUGUAGAUUUUCCACAUACCGCACGCCUUAGACCACUGGGCUUAAAAUCUCAUCAGAGACAAUACGCCAUCUUCCCUGGUGCCAAAUGAUGUUUAUGUUUGUUUACCACUAGUACGAAAAAUGGGUAAUAACAGGAAAUACUGAAGAAGCAAUAUUAGCUAAUUAAUUUAUAUUCAAUAACAAAAAGUUCUUUUUCUUCUAGAAUGCUUCCCUCAUUAAAGCUAAGGUUCAGAGUAGCUUUUUUGGGCAAGCUACUGUGGGAAUGGAUUUCCCGUCUCCUCUUACCCAGAUGAACUUGCACUGUGCAGCUGAGGCUCUCAAUGGGUAUUCACUGGGUAUGCACCUGGAAAUCAAUCCUGAGCCAUAUCAGUUGAUGAAUAGAAAAUGCAUUUUUAUGUAAACAGAAACUGGUAAAUUGUAUUUUCUUAGUUUAUUUUUAAAAUUAUUUUCUUUACUGCCAUUACAUACAAGCGUAGUGUUGUAAUUCUGCUCAGUUCCAUUCACCAGUGUGUAGGCAAGCAACUCUUCACUCUUGAUGUAACUAAUAAGAUGAAGAAGCAUUUUUUUAAAGCUUAGUUUCUAUGUUUUACGGGUAUAGCACACUUACACAUUUAGAAGGAGGACUAUAAAUAAUAUUGUUUAAGCUCUUAUAAAUUUUUGAGAUAGCUGAUAUACUACUGGGACCUACUCUUAAUAAGUAUUAAAAAAAUUCAGACAUAUACUGCCUGUCAUUAUGUUCAGGAAAAGAACCAUACUCAUUCUUAAUGCAGGCCAGACAGAUAUAUAUUUAUUUUUAUCAAGCACAUACAAGUGUUAAAAGUGACAAUUGAGGACUUUGCUGUAUGCAUCAAUACCAUGGUAUGAGCAGUAUUUGAAAGAAAAAUAUUGUAAAAAUGAUAAAAUAUGUCGACAAACUGUUGUUUGACCGGCUAGGCCCUCUAGCUUCUGUCCUCACAUUUCUAGAAUAUUGCUCAUUCUCAGGCACUGGCAAGGGUAUCAAUACAGAUCUUUUUACUAACUGUAAAUGCAUCUGUCUGAAUGCUGCAGAUAAAUAAGGAUGCCACAUUAUACAUGUUAACUCUAUUGCAUUCUUAUCACUAGCAACCAUGAAACAAAUAUGUCUUAACAAAUGGUGUUCGCUGGCCAAAAUACCAGUAAGACCCUGUUACCAGUUAAGACUUCUGUUUUACUGAGAAACAAGGAUUUCAGCCUAAAAAUCUGAAAAGAAAACAGGUUAGGAUAUAAGAGAAAUGCACUAGUAUUAAUAAACUUUUUACAUUUGACACAUACUGUAUUACAGAGAAAAAUAUCCUUGUAAGACCAUUAAUUGCUGGGCCAUAGGUGACUUCUGUCUAGUUUACUAAAGUAGCUAAUAAAACUUGUAUAGAGAGCCUUUUUUAGAUAAUGCUUACAUGUAUGAAAAUGUAUGACACCCUUGUACUAUGGCUUGCACUUUACUUGCAUUAAACUGUGAAGUAGGCUGUAGUAAUGUCUUUGUAUAUUCAGGGGUUGAAAUACCAAAGCACUAGAGUAUCGUACUGCUGGUGUUCAACCUGUACUGUUAAUUAAAUCUGAACAUGCUGACAACGUGUAUUUUGAAAACCCUGCUAACUUAAAAUCUUUAGCAAAUAAUGCUAUGGGGUCUCCAUGGUCUUUGUUUCUUUGUAAAUAUAAACAUUCUUACUGUUUCUGUAGCAAUAGGAGGUUAUAAACCAAACUUUCACUAGGACUGUUUUCAAUAACAAAAAAAUCUAUAGCGCCUUGUAUAAAAAUCAUGGAGACUCCAUGACCUGUGGGCAUUUUUUGUUUACAAGCAGUAUGUAUAUACGUAUUAGAGGCAGAACUGUUAUUUAUCACAAAGUUAUGUUGUGGAUUAUUAUUUCUAAAAUAAAUAUGUUUUCUGUCAUUAUAAAAAUAAGUGUUUUAGAGCCAUCUUGAAAAGUCUGAAGUGUGAAAGCUUCAAAUACUAGUAAUCUUCCUUGUUUCAGCCUUGUUUUUCUAAUCAGCUGUGAGAUGGACUGAGAAGUAAGGGUAAACCACCAGUCUACGCCAGGGAAAAUGUCUGAGUUGUAUCCCAAUUUAUGAGCAUUCUGCAACUUUUCUAUAGAAAUCACCAUCUCGCUUAAGCGCUUUUACAAGCAGAUGCUCUACUGAUACCGUAGUAAAGUCCCUCAGCUCAUUGAUGCUACAGAGAGAGAAAACUAACUGCUCUGGACUGAUACAGGUAAAACUAGGUUUCAACCCCUGGAUAAUACAGUAUUUCUUCAGUUUCACACCAGUAUUUUUAAUUUUAUACUUGUCUAUGUUGAGAGAUGAUCCAAUAGUUUAUAUAGGCAAUGAACAUUAGGUUUCUUUUUUCCCUCUUUUCAGAUGAGUUCUGUGUGAAUUACUGUAACAGGCUGCGUUUUUUCUAUCACAGAUUAUCUUGUUAACUUUUUGUGUGUCUACAAUGAAAAUUUAUGAAUGGAAAACUUCACUGUGUGUUGCUCACUGGGCAUAUACCUCAUGGUACAUUGCACAGACGUGUAAGUUGUAAGUUGCACUGCAACAUUAAAAAAGGAACAUAUUGCUCUUUUUUCAAAGAUAUUAACUUAUUUAAGAGAUAUAGUCUGUACAUUAUUAAAAAGAACAUUUAUUCUUCCUAAAUUCAAACAAAGCUUUUGUUUUGGGAAAAAAAAAAAGUUGUAAACUUGAGUUGUAAAUUUGGACUUCAAUAAACGAA